Messenger RNA from Silurus meridionalis, 3025 nucleotides. It is a transcript of the gene pdpk1a, whose product is annotated as 3-phosphoinositide dependent protein kinase 1a. Gene Ontology annotation, biological process: intracellular signal transduction; peptidyl-serine phosphorylation. The coding region runs from base 166 to 1701 and encodes 511 amino acids. The transcript is spliced from 14 exons. The record is from RefSeq and is a predicted model, not a curated record. Gene Ontology annotation, molecular function: protein serine/threonine kinase activity; ATP binding. Lineage: Eukaryota; Metazoa; Chordata; Actinopteri; Siluriformes; Siluridae.
AGAAGGGCGACGAGGGCGGGGCAUGUGGGCAGGGAGGCAGUGUGUUUCUCUGUCCAACAUUUCUAUCAACAAAACGCUGAGAGAUCGCAGGAACCCGACUGGCGGUGAAGCACACGUGAUGCUGCCCUCGUCCAGACCUCUGUGCGCGACCGUGCUCCUCUAUCCAUGGUAAACAGACAGGCGCAGGAGCUCGAGGCAGUCGAAGGCAUGGAGGCCCCUGUUUCUCAAACGCACAAUCUCCACACUCAGCCACAGCACAGAAAACGACCCGAGGACUUCAAGUUUGGCAGAAUUCUCGGAGAAGGUUCCUUCUCAACCGUGGUUCUAGCAAAAGAGCAUUCUACAGGAAAGGAAUAUGCAAUCAAGAUUCUGGAGAAGCUGCACAUCAGGAAGGAGAAUAAAUCACACUAUGUACAGAGGGAGAGGGACAUCCUGUCUACCAUAGAUCAUCCCUUUUUCGUAAAGCUCUACUUCACAUUUCAGGAUGCUGAAAAGUUAUAUUUCGGACUCAGCUACGCGAAAAACGGCGAACUGCUCCGCUACAUUCGCAAAAUAGGCUCAUUUGAUGAGACCUGUACGCGAUUUUACUCCGCGGAGAUCGUCGGCGCUCUCGAGUAUCUACACUCAAUAGGAAUUAUUCACAGGGACCUGAAACCAGAGAACAUUUUACUGAACGAGGAGAUGCACAUCCAAAUCACAGAUUUCGGAACGGCGAAGCAAUUUACUUCUGAUAGCCCUCGAACAAGAGCGAGCUCUUUUGUCGGGACCGCACAAUAUGUUUCUCCAGAACUGCUGACUGAAAAAUCUGCAUGUAAAAGUUCAGACCUUUGGGCUCUAGGCUGUAUCAUUUACCAACUGGUGGCUGGAUUGCCCCCCUUCAGAGCAGCGAAUGAAUACUUGAUUUUUCAGAAGAUAAUAAAACUGGAAUAUGACUUUCCAGAAAAAUUCUUUUCCAAAGCAAAGGAUCUCGUGGAGAAGCUAUUGUGUUCAGAUCCCACCAAGCGUCUAGGCUGUGAGGAGAUGGGGGGCUACAAUCCCCUGAGAGCCCACUCAUUCUUCGAGAGCAUCUCUUGGGAGAACCUUCAUCUGCAGACUCCUCCGAAACUCACCCCGUACCUGCCAGCCAUGGCCGAGGACGAAGAGGAGUAUUACGGCAAUUACGACGACCUUCUGAGUCAGUUCAGCAGCAUGGAGGUGGUUCACUCCAGUUCCUCGCAGGCUCUCUCAGUGCCCACCAUGUUGUUGCCCCAGAGAUCCACCAGCAACAUCGAGCAGUACAUCCAUGACCUGGACAACAACUCGUUCGAGCUGGACCUGCAGUUCUCCAGCGAGGAGAAGCAGCUGCUGUUGCAGAAGCAGACCAGCAGGAACCCCUGGCACCAGUUUGUUGAGAACAAUUUGAUACUUAAAAUGGGACCAGUUGACAAAAGAAAGGGUUUGUUCGCUCGCCGAAGGCAGCUGCUACUCACCGAGGGGCCGCACCUCUACUACGUAGAUCCUGUGAAUAAAGUUCUCAAAGGCGAGAUUCCGUGGUCUCCUGAACUGCGACCAGAGGCCAAGAACUUCAAGACUUUCUUUGUCCACACGCCAAACAGGACGUAUUAUUUAAUGGACCCCAAUGGCAAUGCGGACAAAUGGUGUAAGAAGAUCCAAGAAGUCUGGGGAAAGAUUUACCACAAUCAUCAGACUACAGGCAUGUAGAGAGAGAAAGAGAUGAGAGUCUUCUCCUCAAGUCAAGGCACGUCCUCAUGAACUGAGCCUUUUAUUCAUUAAGCACCUCGAAGUACUUCAGCGAGAACAUUUCAUGAUUUAAGUCAAAAGUACGUUCUGUAGUCAGUCCUUAGCUACUCUCGAACAAGAACGUGCACAGGUACUCGAACGGUUUGGAAAAAGCCAGUGGAGCAAUUGAAACAACGGAGGAUUGCAUUUUGCACUGAACUGUAUAUAAAAGAAUCAGUAUGAGUGUAUUUAUAGGUAUGGGACUGCUGUAGACUUUUUUUUGUUGUUGCACUUUCCUCGUUCGAGGACUUUGUCAGCAUGAAAAUCAGUGCCUGUUGUUCUGUUGGAUUCAUUUCGACUUCCUUAUUUAUUACAAUUUGGAAAAUACAUCAUUUCGCUUAUACUUUACCCGCCGUGUUUCUCAUCUGUAGGUUGUUGCUUAGAAUUGAAAUUGCUGUAUCGUUUAACGCAGGGAAGUCGGAUGAGUUACAGUGUGACGUCUACAGGUUUUAUUCGAACAAACAAACUAAAACGACCUAAUUUAAGCAGUUCCUUUAAAUCCUGGAUAUUCAGGAGGCUUUGUUGCAUCGUCAGCAAUUAAAAGACUAAAUAAUUGUAUGCUGUUUAUGCAGAAUGUGUAAUUCUGCCAUUAGAGUGGCAUUUUUAUUCAGAAAUAUUGUGGUUUUUGGUUUAUUUUUGGUUCACAGAUCUUUUUUUUCCAGUCAGAUAAAGGUACAUUUUCUUCGCUGCAUGCGUUUUCUAUUUGAGCUAUUAAUUUAGCUUCGUUUUUGUUUGUUUUUUUUAUGUUGAAAAUCCUCUGUAGCUGUAAAUAAGAGCUAUGAAUGCAAUCCUGAACACACACUGAAAUGCUGUAUCUGUUCUAAUUAACACAUGAUUGUGGAUCUCUUUCUUUUUUCUUUUGAUAGAUUUUCUUUGUACAUUUAAGAUUCUACCUGCUCUGUGGCCGAACACAACUGUGAUGUACAGAUAUUCAGAAAGUAACUUAAUGUAACAAAGAUACAGCUUUUAUAUUUUUAUUCUUCUAUAAGAUUAUUUGCUGACUGUGGUUCAGCUUGCUGUUUAUUGUGGCGUUUUUCUUUAUUCCUUUUUUUGUUUUUUAUUUAAAUCCUAAUAUAUGAACUGUGUUUAUAAGAGAAUCGCAUUUAGGGGCUGUGGUCUAUACCCUGAGAUGUCCUGAGAUGUAAAACUUUUGAAUGUGAAAAAGAAAUUGUAAGCUAUUCUCUUUUGCUACCUUUUCAUUUCAUUGUACAUAUUCUGUUCGGUUAUUAAAUUAAUAAUGACGGAA